Periconia digitata is the source of this 891-nucleotide messenger RNA. The record is from the annotation of a GenBank genome assembly. NCBI's taxonomy places the organism in Eukaryota, Fungi, Ascomycota, Dothideomycetes, Pleosporales, Periconiaceae.
CAAGUCGCGUUGACCUGGCUCAUAAUGAGUGCCAAAAAAUACCAAUUCCCAUCUUUCGGACGCACUCGUCGCCACAGCAAGGACGCAGCCGCACAGAUGAUCGGAACAACAGUCGGGUCAGAAUCUACAUCUGACAUUGGCGUUUUGGAUAUGGAUAUAGAACUCUUCCAAAAAGAUUUUGACCGCUGGUACGCGAAAGUUGUCUUCCAAUACUACCUGGCUAUGGCCAUCCAAAUAGAGCACAUGGAACCUAGGUCUAUCAGUUUAAAAUGUAUUGUUGAGCAAGUGGAAGCUUCCUACCAGGGAUACCCCAGCCACAACGAAGGAGAAGACGUCAAUCCUUCCUAUCCAGGGUCACAGCUUUUUAAGCGUAUCAAGGCCGCUCGGUCGACCAAAGACGAGAAAACAUUAAGAGUCUUCUUAGACAUACUGAACGACAAGAUAUCUCAAAGCUGCAGGAAGUCGCGCCAUGAGAAGGUAGCAGAACUCGCUGCCAACAGCAAUGAAGGCAUACAGUUGACGCCUGAGCAUACCGGUCGCGCCACAACCCCAAGCUCAAUUUUGACCAAUGAACAAUCUGCUGAAGAUACAUCCAAAGAAAUGGGUACUCCGACCCCAAUGGACAGCUUUUCGUUUGACAGGGUCGAACAAAAAACGAAUCUUCCGGCGCCAAGCAACCUCCCGUUGCAUAGAUACACAAUAGCAAUAUAUGAACACGCUACUGCGAAUGGGAGAGAAACUUGUUUCGAGGAAGUUCAGUUACCAGACGAUAAAUGGCAAUGCAAGUUCUAUUACAGUGGCAUCGAUGAAUUGGGGGAGGCUCCGUCGAAACAGACUGCAAAGCAUAUUGCUUGUCAAAAGCUGUGUAGGAGAUUAAGAAUUUGUGGCUGA